This is a messenger RNA of Closterium sp. Naga37s-1, 3633 nucleotides long. NCBI's taxonomy places the organism in Eukaryota, Viridiplantae, Streptophyta, Zygnematophyceae, Desmidiales, Closteriaceae. The record is from the annotation of a GenBank genome assembly.
AUGGCAGAUCCUUCUGAUAAGGCGGGCGAGCACGACACUGGGUCGGACGCGUUCCAGCCGUUUCGUUAUUAUCCCUUCCGCGGUGUAGGCCUGGACGUUACGGACACAGAUAUUUUAGCUCUUUCGGACGAUAGGGCACCCGUCACCCCCGCUGCUAUGACGCUUGCACUGCUCACCCGUAGUGAGGGCGCAGCAAGCACGACCCGUAGGGGACGGGGUGAGGGUGCUCACCCCCAUUGUGGGUGUGACUGGGGCAAACCGGUCGCUCACUUCCCCUUUGAUGCCCCUCUGUGUGCUGCCCCACAGCCCAUAGCGGACGGAGUGAGGGUGCUGACGCCCAUCGUGAGAGGGGUGGGGGACGAAGGAUGGGGGUCCACAGAGUCCACCCGACCAGAUGUGCGGGAGGCGGAGGGUCUUAUUUGCUCUCUGCUGCACGCUACAUGCGCCCCCUAUCUUUACCUCCUCUCCUCAUAUGCUGUGUUGUGGCACCUUCCACCCACUCUUCCCUUCCCGUCCCUCCCAGUCCACCCGAUCAGAUGUGGAUGCAGGAGGGGCGGCUGGAAGACGACAUUCACAGCGAGUUCUUCAUUUCCGCAUGCACCACUGCUACAGCGGCUACAUCCGCCCCAGCCGCUACAUUUACCACCCCACCUCCCCCCCUUUCUUUCCACGCUCCCCCCCCCACACAGGUGGAUGCAGGAGGGGCGACUGGAUGACGACAUUCACAGCGAGUUCUUCAUUUCUUCAUGCACCACUGCUGCUUCCGCAGAUGCGCACACAGCUACCACUGAUGCUGAUGCUGAACUCACCAAUUCCACCACGCCUGCCACGGGGCGAGGGGAAUGGCGGGGUGCAGAGGGGUGGGAAGGGGCGAAUGUGGAAGGGCGGCGGUUUGUUGUGCGGUGUGAUGCGGUGCCGGUGCUGUUCCAGUCGGUGGCUGACGAUGUGCUGGCCACGGGGCAGCUGGUGCAUGCGCUGAGGGAGCAUGGUGCAAUGAGAUCGACCCCUUUCCACAUCCUCGCUCUGGUAUGCGCUGAAGGGAGCAUGGUGGGUGGGUGGGUGCAUGGUGCGCCUUGUCAAGCCUCUGCUUGGGUCAACACUCCCUCUCCCUUCUCCUCUCCUCCCUUUUUCACACCACAGCUGACUCCGUCAGCGGAAGAGGCAGAACGGCCACAGAUGCAGCUGGGCAGUCUAGAGGAGAGCGUGGGUGCGCGCAUGCAGGCAGUGCAGCAGACAAUGCUAGAUCUUACAAGGCAGAGCCACCUGCUGGGGCAUCUGCUCACCAUCAGACGAGUGCUACUGCUCUCCCAGGCGGAUUCCUGGUCGGUCGGUCUUCAUGGCGUUGGCAGGCAAGGGAGGAGCUCUGAGUCUGACAUGCAGCCGGGUCGGCUCAUCAUGUGCCCGCCCCGCCCUUGUCAUGUCCCUCCUGACUGCUCCUCACCCUUACUCACCUCACCAUCAAAUCCAUCAGGCGGACUUCCUGUUGGAUGCAUGGCAGUGGCAGGCGAGGAGGGAGGAGAGGAGAGGAGAGGAGAGGAGAGGAGAGGAGAGGAGAAGAGAGGAGAGGAGAGGAGAGGAGAGUCGGCUGACUUCCUGUCGGACUUCAUGGCGCUGGCAGGCGAGGAGCUCUGCAAGCCGGUCAGCAGGGCGUCACAGGCUCGCAUCGAUCUCUCACUAGGUGCCUCUCUCCGCGCCUCCACAGCAGCCACAGACCCUAAUAGUGAUCCGGCCUUGCGCACAUGUGUGACCUUCCAUUAUCCCAACCCUAUGCUCCUCAUCUCUUCCCACGCCUUUCUCCCUCUCCAGCUCUCAUUAGGCGCCUCUCUGCGCUCCUCCACUGCAGCCAAUGACCUCAACUGUGACCGCCUCUCUGCACACCUGGUCCCUGUCGAACUGCCCAGUCCCUCCAACUCAUCGCUUCCACAGCAGCCCCUCCAACCUCUCCAAUCACAAUCGCCGCCCUCACACCGCGCACCAGACCCACCACAGUCGCAUCUGCACCAGUCACGGGAGAGCAUGGACGGUGCAGAUCUGCUGAGCAGCCUCCAGGCGUACGAUCAAUACGAGGACCUGCUAGCAGAUGAUGCAAAUGAUGACUCUCUUGCUGCUCAUGCUCAUGGUGGUGGCAGCGGUGCGGAUGGCGAUGGUGGUGGGAAUGACAGGCAACUCUACAGCAACCCUCUCUCGCUGCUACCCCAGGUCACCCCUGUUCGGCCAGUCACCCCUGUUCAGCCAGUCAUCCCUGCAGCUGCAGCGGCGGCACAGACACCAAGGGGGGGAGGGGCUGAACGGAGGGGAGCUUCAGGGGAGAGUGGAUGGGAGGCUAUCUAUAUCGACUACCAGGUGGCUGUACCAAUGGUGCUGUGCUGCCCGCGUCCUCCCUGCUCGCCGCCAACCGCAGCUUCUGCUUCCUGCUCUCCUCACUCCCCUUCCCUUCCUCUGUCCGCAUCUCACCCGUUAACCUCACCUGUUACCGACCUACGAGCUUUUCCUUCCCCAUUCACUGCAGGCGCGCUGGCCAGUAGUGUCCAUGGUGGUGGUACCACUCAUCAUCUGUCACCCACGCGUUUCCCACCUCUUCUUCCUUCCCUACACACUGCAGGCCCCUUGGCCCCUUGGCCAGUAUCCGCGGUGGUGCCCCCAUCCGCCCUGCAGGGUUACAACCUAUCCGCGGUGGUGCCCCCAUCCGCCCUGCACGGUUACAACCGUCUCUUCCGCUUUCUCCUCGCCGCCAGGCGCACCCACCUGCACCUCGCACUCGCAUGGUCUGCCCUGCAGGCGAAUCUGGGUCCCCAAUACACACUUCACUCCCACUCGCAGCUGACACGGGGACUGAAGGUGGAGGGGACAAUGCUGCAGCGCGUGCACUGGCUGCGGCAUCGCAUGGCGUGUGCUGUCACUGCCAUCCUUGACCAUGUUGCAUACGCAAAGGGAGGUGUGUGGGUGUGCGUGCAUGGCUUUCCAUCCUGGCUGCGGCAUCGCAUGGCGUGUGCUGCCAUUGCUAUGUUCGGCAGUGUGGCACAUAUGCCUUACCUCUUCCCAUUGAUUCCUGUGCCCUCAUUUUCUUCAUCCGAACCUCCCUCCCCUCCCACCAACCUUAAUUUGCCCACUCAACUGCCAAAUGGCUUUCCCGACUUUCUCCCCCGAUUCUCCUUCCAUCUCCUUCCCAUCUCACCCAUCUGCCUGCAGAAACUAUCUGCCCUCCUCUCCAUCUCUCUUCGCUUCGCCACCACAGUCAGCACCACCAUCCACACAGCCUCCUCUCUCCCGGGCCUUGAUUCGUCAUCUUCAUCAUCAUCAGCAGGAGGAGGAGGAUGGGGAGGAGGAAGGGGGGGUUAUGGGUCGGAGGGUAGAACCAGUGGAGGCGAGCUGGCUGAUUAUGCCUACGGUGAUGCCACGUCAGAUGCCAAGGGACAGGCGGCGCGGGCGGCAUUCCGUCGGCAGUUAGCGGUGGAGGAGCUACAGCGGGGUUUGGAGCGGGAAGGGUUUGUUGAAGAGAUGAGCGCCAUGCACACGGCCUUCGCAGCCUCUCUCCGGGCCGCCACUGCUGCCAUCGCAUCUGCCCUCCGAGACCAUCCAGUGUUGCUCUCACUGCACCUCGCCCUCACCGCCUUUGCCAAAGGCCUUCCUUAG